Molecule: messenger RNA, 3291 nt
Organism: Encephalitozoon hellem ATCC 50504
Lineage: Eukaryota; Fungi; Microsporidia; Unikaryonidae
Product: P-type ATPase
Exons: 1
Coding region: 1-3291 (1096 amino acids)
Biological process (GO): endocytosis; retrograde vesicle-mediated transport, Golgi to endoplasmic reticulum; phospholipid translocation
Cellular component (GO): endosome; plasma membrane; trans-Golgi network
Molecular function (GO): magnesium ion binding; ATPase-coupled intramembrane lipid carrier activity; ATP binding
Source: RefSeq, a predicted model, not a curated record
AUGACGGAUUUGAUGGGAAGAUUUCGGCACAUAUCGAGAGAGAAAAGAAGAAGGUAUCCUCGGAAUAUUAUAAGGAACCAGAAGUACAAGUGGUAUACGUUUAUCUUUGCAGUUCUUAGGCUUCAAUUCAGCCAUUUUUUCAACACAUUUCUGUUUUUUGUGUGCAUGACACAGCUGAAAAAGGAGUAUCUUGUGUCAUCUCUUGUGGCCUCUGUCGGGCCGUGGGCAAUGGUUCUGGCAUUUUCGCUUUUUAAGGAGGGAGUGGAGGACUACAAGAGACACGAGAGAGACAAGGUUACAAAUAACCAGCUGUAUGCAAAGCUCACAAAUCAAGGGUUUGUGCGUGUGCCCAGCUCAAGGAUAGAGGUUGGAGACUUGAUUUUGCUAGAGAAGAACGAAAGAGUGCCUGCCGACAUGGUUCUUCUCAAGACUUCUGAUGUGUCUGGACAGGUGUUUGUAAGGACAGAUCAGCUGGAUGGGGAAACGGAUUGGAAGUUGAAACUGACGAUUCCAAGGUUGCAAUCUGCGGCAUUUGAUGAGCUUCGGAAGCUAAGUGUGCUUGCAGAGCAGCCAAACAAGAACAUAUAUUCAUUUACAGGGAAGAUCAAGAUAGGUAGGUUUUCCCAGAAUGAGCUUGAGGAAGUGGAAGAGGAGGAUGGAGAGGAGCAGGGGUUUGUCCGGCACCUUGAAAGGCUUUUAGAGUUUGAUUUUGGAAAGAUAGAGGAAGUGUCAGAUGUGUGCGAGAAGCCGCGGGAUGUUUCUUGGGUCUACUCUUCGCCCAUUCAAGAGAAUGAGGAAAAUGAGUUUCCACGUGAAAACCUUUCAGGCUCGGAUGAAAACGGUGAGAAUUCUGCUGAAGUUCUGACGGAAGGGUUUGAGGUGGGUAACGAAAGUAACGUAGGAAGAGAGGCUGAAGAAGCAGAUACAAGUCUAAGGGACGAGGGCGAAAAAGAGAAUAUUGCCGAGCCACUUGAUUGCGAGAACAUGCUAUGGAUGAACACUGUUGUUGCCACAUGCUCGGUUCUUGGGUGCGUUGUAUACACGGGGAAGGAUUCAAAGGCUAUGCUCAACACCUCCCAGCCACGAAACAAGAUAGGAAAGAUUGAGCUUGAGCUGAACGGAUACAUGAAAGUUCUGGGGGCAGGGUGCAUGAUUCUUGCAGGGAUCUUUACAUACAUGCGUGGAGCCACAUCUAGGCCGGAUAUCAUAUUCAUUAGGUUUCUUGUUCUUUUUUCUUCUGUGAUUCCUAUUUCGCUGAGGAUUACUGUGGAUUGGGCACGGUAUUGCUACGGAAGGUAUAUAUCUGGGGACGAAAAAAUAGAAGGAGCAAUGAUGAGGUCGAAUGGAUUGCCUGAAGAGCUUGGAAGAGUAUCUUAUUUUCUUACGGACAAGACUGGGACGUUAACUAAAAACGAGAUGGAGAUGAAGAAAAUACAUCUCGGGACUAUUUGUUAUACAAAGGAGUUGAAUAGAGAAAUCAGUAAGAACCUUGCAAAAGUCCUGAACAGUAGAAGUGAUGGGAAGGGAGUGUUUUCCAGAGGAAAGAAGGAUAUUAAUGCAAGGGUGUAUGACUUGGUGCAAGCGCUCAGCGUAUGCCAUAAUGUUACACCUGUUAUUUCUGAGAACGAGGUAAGCUACCAAGCAUCAAGCCCCGAUGAGGUUGCAAUUGUUCAAUGGACGGAGUGUGUUGGAAUGAAAUUGUACAGAAGAGACAGGUCGAGGAUAAUUAUAAGAGACCCCUUGAACGAUGAGCAGGAGUAUCAGGUGCUCUAUACUUUUCCAUUUACUAGCGAAACGAAGAGAAUGGGGAUCAUAGUGAGGUACAACGAAGAAAUCAUAUUCUUUUUGAAAGGUGCUGAUGCUGUAAUGAAAAGGAUAGUAAAAGGUAACGACUGGGUUGAGGAAGAAGCAGAUAACAUGGCCAGGGACGGGCUAAGAACACUCGUCAUAGCGAAGAGAGUUCUUAGCAAAAAGGAAUUCGAAACUUUUGAGGAGAUGUACAACAAGGCAUGGAUAAGUCUAGUUGACAGGGCAGAAGCUGUGGGAAAGGCAAUGGAGAUGAUUGAAAAUAAUAUGAAUGUCCUUGGCAUAACGGGUGUUGAGGACAAACUCCAGGACGAUGUCAAGGUUACACUUGAGAAUUUGAGGAAUGCAGAGAUGAAGAUCUGGAUGCUUACUGGAGACAAGAUAGAGACCGCCAUCUCGAUUGCAAGGUCUUCCAGGAUCUUUCACAGAGGCACUUCAUACCUGGUUAUCAGCAAUGCAAACUCUGCUGGAGAGGUUAAGGCAAAGCUUGACCUGCUACGUGGGUCUGGAUAUAACUCCUUAGUUAUUGAUGGGCAGAGCCUGUCAUUUGUGAUUGAAAGUUGUAUGGACGAAUUCAUCGAGGUAACCUCUAAGCUAGAGGCCGUUGUUGGAUGUAGAUACACACCCACCCAAAAGGCAGCCAUUGCGAGGGAGCUGAAGAACAAAACAAAGAAAUGCGUCUGCUGUAUUGGAGACGGAGGGAACGACGUUUCAAUGAUAACAGAAGCAAAUGUAGGGAUAGGGAUAGUUGGGAAGGAGGGCAAUCAAGCAUCUCUGGCAGCCGACUUCAGUAUUAAUAAGUUCAGUCAUGUUUCCGAUCUUCUUUUCUGGCAUGGAAGGAACUCAUACCAAAGAACAGCAAAGAUAGCACACCUGAUAAUACAUAGAGGACUUACCUUGACAGUGAUUCAAGCUAUUUUUUGUUCUCUCAUAUACUUUGUUCCUGUCGGCCUGUUCAGAGGAGAGCUCCUCAUGAUGUUUAUAACUGUCUAUACCUUUCUUCCCAUAUUCUCCAUUAUUUGCUCGAGUGACAUAAGUAGAAGCGUUGUUGUAAAGUUUCCUGAGCUAUACAAAGAGCUUACUGAAAACAAACUUUUAUCUUACAGGCAUUUUUCUGUAUGGAUACUGAUAUCGUUCUAUCAGGGAACGAUCAUGAUGAUAACAUUCUAUCUGCUGAAGCAGGAGUUUUUUAUUAUCUCGACCUUGACUUUCACAAGUCUUAUCAUCAACGAGCUUCUGAUGGUGAUAUUGACAACCACCAGGAUGACAUCGAUGGUCUUUGUAUCUUCUGGAGUGUCUCUAGCUAUAUAUAUUGUCUACUUUAUCCUUAGAAAAGGACUUCUAAGAUACCAGAAGCCCUUCUAUCUCUUCCUGCUGAAAAUCGCUGUUGUAAACACUCUUGCAAUACUAGUUAGCGUAAUUCAGAAGCUUUGGAUGAAGUAUAUGAGCCCCCCAACGUACUCAAAACUGGAGGUUCUAGUAUAG